Molecule: messenger RNA, 1929 nt
Organism: Cryptomeria japonica (Japanese cedar)
Lineage: Eukaryota; Viridiplantae; Streptophyta; Pinopsida; Cupressales; Cupressaceae
Exons: 1
Coding region: 1-1929 (642 amino acids)
Source: RefSeq, a predicted model, not a curated record
AUGGUUGUGGCCUACGCUGGAUUAGGGCCGGAAGUAAGAGAGGUUGUAUCUUUUAGGGAAAUUUGUAAAGCAAAGAAAAAUGAGACCCCUAAGAGAAAACCAAUCAGCAGGGAUAUAAAACACAAAGUUAAUAAACUAUCAAUACCUAACUUUGAUGGCUCAGGGAAAAUGUCAGCCGAAGCAUGGAUCCAAAAACUUAAUACAUAUUUAAAUCUCAGCCCCAUGACAGAAGACGAUGCAGUCCAAUUUGCCAUUUUACACCUAGAAGGUUUAGCCCAUGAAUGGUGGUAUCAUGGCACCCUCACACAAGGUCAUGAUGGUAUAACAACAUAUGACAAGUUCACUCAGAAGCUCAUUAAGAGAUUUGAGAGGAAACACCCACAAAAAGAUUUCAAAGAAUUAACUCUCUUAAAACAAAAGGGAACAGUGGAAGAAUACAUCACCGAAUUUCAAAAAAUUUCCGUAAGGGUCUCAGGAGUGGAUGAGGACAGGCUCACCUAUCUUUUUGUGGAGGGACUCAAAGACUCCAUUAAAGGAUUGAUGAGAGCAUUGAAACCCCCUACCCUAGAGGAUGCCAUAGAUAAAGCUUUGGGCCUAGAAGACGCUUCAAUUGGGGAGAGACCAUCCAAAACAUUCACUAAAAAUACAUAUACUAAAGAAUGGCCUAGAAAGGGGAACACCUCUGAAGAAAAAGAAGAACUUAAGAGAAAGAACAUAUGUUACCAUUGUCAUGAGAAAUGGAAACGUGGCCACAUUUGCAAAGAGGGAAAUGAAAGAGAUAUGCUUAGAAGAAAAAAUUUGUGUUUUAAGUGCAAAGAAAAGUGGCAACCAGGUCACAUAUGUGGGAGGAAGAGCCAAGCACACAACUUGGAAGCCUUAUCUAGCGAUGAAGAAGAAGAACUCAAUGAACCCCCAAGCAAAAAGAAAAAACUUACCGAAGACGUGCAAGUAUCAUUAGCAGCAAUUUCCGUAGCCUCAAAACACCAUCCCUUUAGAAUCAAAAGUGUGAUCAAAGGGCAAAGAGUAAUUGCACUACUGGAUAGCGGGGCUACCCACAACUUUAUUGAUAAAAGCUUGGUUAAGAGGUUGAAACUGACAACACAGGAGUUUAAAGGGUUCCAAGUAGCCCUUGCCGAUGGAUCCACUUCCUCAUGUAACAAAAAAAUCCUUCAAUUGAGCAUAACAUUAGGGAAAUACCCUACCAAAGAAGAUUUCUAUGUGGUCGAGUUAGGGGAUUCAGAUGUAAUCCUAGGAAUUCCUUGGAUACAUUCCUUGGGAAGAUUCUACCUCGAUCACCCCAAAUUGGAAUUAUGUUUCACUCAUAAUGGGCAGGAGGUACUAAUCAAAGGGUUGCAUGAUGGCACAACCAGAAUGGUAACCUCCAAAAGAAUGGAAAGGAUUUUUAGAUGUAGUCAAGGAGAGUGGGCUGCCCAAUGCAUGGUACUAGACCAAAAUUCAAACCAAGGGGAAGCCAUUCAUAUUGAUAUUAAACCCAUUAUUAGAAAGCAUAAACGGGUGUUUGAAGACAUCCCAAAAGGACUGCCACCCAAAAGAGGUUUUGAACACACUAUUGAACUUGAAGAAGGUGCAAAACCAGUAAUCUCCACCCCUAACCGCCAUCCAAGAGGCUAUAAGGAAGAAAUUGAGAAAGCUAUCAAAGAGCUUCUAGAAAUGGGGCACAUUCAACCUAGCUCCAGCCCUUUAGCCUCCUCCAUUGUAUUGGUAAAAAAGAAGGAUGGAACCAUGCAGAUGUGCAUUGAUUAUAGAGCACUCAAUAAGAAGACUAUAAAAAACCGAUACCCCAUCCCUAGGGUGGAUGAACUUAUAGAUGAAUUACAUGGAGCAGUAUACUUCUCAAAAAUAGAUUUGAGAUCAGGAUAUCAUCAAAUAAGAUUGAGGAAGGAAGAUGUUCCCAAAACAGCCUUCUGA